AUGUCGACCGCUACCAAGGACCAGCCUUCGAUCCUCAAGUGGGCCAACGACAAGACGGGCGAGUUCAAGCGCCAGGUCUCGUCCUUCCGUGACGUUAUCUCUGAUGAGCCUGGGUCCAAGUUUGUUCCCGAGGCGAGGACGGCUCACCGCACGUUGCUUGUCCGCGCGUUGAAAGGACUGGAGGACAUCAUCUCGCUGGAUGUUGUCCACUGGCACAUGCAGGAGAAGGGCUGGCCCUUCAAGGACGGAUAUGAGGACUCGUUGUACGGAGCCAAGUUUGUCCGCGAGAUCUACUUCAAGGCCCAGCCUGACUAUGCUGGUCGGUUCACUGUUCCCGUUCUUUGGGAUAAGAAGACCGAGACUAUUGUCAACAACGAGAGCAGUGAGAUUAUCAGAAUGUUGAACACCGCAUUCGACAAACUGGUCCCCUCCAAGGCCGGCAUCAACUACUACCCCGCCAACCUCCAGACCGAGAUCGACGCCACCAACGAAUGGAUCUACGACACCGUCAACAAUGGCGUCUACAAAUCCGGCUUUGCCACCACCCAAGCCGCCUAUGAGAACAACGUCUACCCUCUCUUCAAAUCCCUCGAUCGCAUCGAAGACAUCCUUUCCAAGGCCGAUUACCUUGUUGGAAACACCUUGACCGAGGCCGACCUUCGUCUCUGGACGACCAUUGUGAGAUUCGACCCGGUUUACCAUGGACACUUCAAGUGUAACAUCAAAGGGAUUGAGAAGGAUUACCCUCACAUUUUGAAGUGGACUAGGAGGAUUUAUCAGUUGCCCAAGAUUGCGGAGACGGUGAACAUGGAGCAUAUCAAGAACCAUUAUUAUCAGUCCCAUUUGCAGAUUAACCCAACUGGUGUUGUCCCCGCCGGAAACGGACCUAACCUGGCCGAGCCCGUCAUCGUCUAA
Linnemannia hyalina is the source of this 915-nucleotide messenger RNA. NCBI's taxonomy places the organism in Eukaryota, Fungi, Mortierellomycota, Mortierellomycetes, Mortierellales, Mortierellaceae. The record is from the annotation of a GenBank genome assembly.